Molecule: messenger RNA, 903 nt
Organism: Apis dorsata (giant honeybee)
Lineage: Eukaryota; Metazoa; Arthropoda; Insecta; Hymenoptera; Apidae
Exons: 5
Coding region: 31-846 (271 amino acids)
Source: RefSeq, a predicted model, not a curated record
UUUCACCGUGAACGAGGUAUCGUUGGUGAAAUGCAUCCACUUCGCCACAUUACCGCGAUCGAAGCCGGUUUAUUAUUCGGCCGAACUCGCGAUACAGGACUAAUUGGGUCUAUUAACGAGCACUCGGCAUCCGGUUGGCGGUCGAUCAUGAGACCUCGAAAAGAUUUUUCGACGCAUUCGCUCUGCUACACUUGGACGAUCGCCAUGCGGCGUUUCUUGCUGCUUUCGCUUCUGUUCACGAGUCAACAUUCUGGAUCGUGUCUCGAACGCGACAAGAGGUAUUUGGUGUUUCCAACGCCUGGAACGAACGCACCGACCAAAGUCCAGUUCAUCCUCGGCCUCGGUUUACCCAUGGAAGUCGACGUCAGCACGAUUAUCGGAUAUGUGAUGAAAUUUAAUUACGCCCUGCCCUAUAACGCCUCCUACUUGACGGAUUCAUACGUUCGCUAUGACAGAUCGAUCAGCCCCGGUGUCGAGGUCGACGGGGAUGACGAGCCGAACCCCGAUUACCAAGGUGUGGCGCGCGCCCUCACCAGAUGGGAAAUUUACGAGAUCCUCGAGUCGGCCCUCGGUGACUCGCGGUCGGGGAAAGCGUGCCUUUUGAGGGCGAUCUGCGAGGCUUCCGCGUCGCCUUUCGACGGAGUUCACGGCCUCGCCUCCCAGCUCGUCCAUCUUCUCCUCACACCGUCGACCACCUCCGAGGCCUUGAGGACCGACUUUGAUCGAGUGUAUCACGCCGCUGAAAUUAUGGGCCGACGAGGGAUCGACUCCUGCGAUACUAUAUUUCCCGAAUGCGAGGAGAGCCCCCUGGAUUACUUCACCGAGGUCCACCAACGAUUCGGCUAAUACGCUGUUUCGAAUAAUAUUCGAUCGAUGGAACAAUAAACUCGACUCCGCUCUACG